UGAGAAUUUUAAUGUGCCAAAUAAUCAAAAGUUACACAACGGUCCACGAAGAGUGGUUGUGUUUCAAAAUUUGAAAAGAAAAAAAAAUUUUUUUAAUGAAAAUAACUUAGAAAAUGAGAAAGAUUGAAUAUAUGAAAUGCUUAUCAUAAUCAUGAACUUUAUCAGUAUGCAAACAUUGUGUACAAAGUACAAAAGUCAUAUUCGAAUGACUAUUUAACAUUAUCUCGUGAUUGAAGAAAGAUUUACAGAUUUAUCCAGUUUCAUUUCCAUCAUGUCCAGCAAGCAAGCAAAUAUUCUGCAUGGAAAAGGAGAAUAUCCAGAACUUGAUUUAUCAGUGGGACAAUUAUUGUUACAACAACUGACUACACAUGGCACUAAUGUGGCACAAAUAAAUGCUCAUACUGACAAGGAACAAACGUUUGAAUUUAUUUUAAAUACCAGUCGUAAAUUGGCAAUUUAUCUUCAAAGAAAAGGGUUAAAAUCAAAUGAUGCUAUAGCUAUAUGUAGUGAGAAUAAUCUGGAAUUUUGUAUUCCAACAUGUGCUGCAUUUUACCUUGGAGCUACUGUCUGUCCGUUAAAUCCAGUAUAUACUCAAAGAGAAUUGAAACAUGCACUUAUCAUUUCAAAACCAAAAUAUAUUUUUAUUUCUAUAGUAAUACUUCAUCACAUGAUAAAUAUAUUGAAAGAACUGUAUUGGUCACCAAAAGUGUUGAUUUUAACUGAAUGUGAUAAUAUUAAUAUAGUAUGGACAAAUAUGUACCAAGCAAUAUCAAGUGUCUCUGAUGAUGACAUGAAUAUGUUUCAAGCUAUUCCUGUCGAUGUAAAAAAUCAUGUAGCAGUAAUAUUAUGCUCUAGUGGAACCACAGGUCUACCAAAAGGUGUUAUGUUGACAGACAAGAAUAUCACUGCAGUCUUUUGUAUAAUGAUGAUAAGUGCUUCAGUGCCUGAAACAUCUAUAUUUCUGGCAGUGCUUCCAUUUUUCCAUUCUUAUUCCUUCUUUUUUAUGCUGGGUAGGCUGCUAAAAGGAAACAAAUCUAUCGUGUUUUCACGCUUUGAUGAAGAAUUAUUUUUACAAUGUAUAGAAAGAUAUAAAAUUGAAUAUUUAGCAGUGGUACCAUCACUUAUGGUAUUCUUGGCUAAGCAUCCACUUGUGAACAAAUAUGAUUUAUCUUGUAUUAAAACAAUAUUGUGUGGAGCAGCUCCAUUGCCCAAAAAGAUUCAAAAAGCUGUUGCAAAACGAUUAAAUAUUUCUGAUAUUAAACAAGGUUAUGGAUUAACAGAAACUACUUUAGGUGUAUUACGAUCCGGAGAUGAAGCAAAACUUGGUAGUGUUGGUGUAUUAGUUCCAGGCAUGUCAGCAAAAGUAAUACCGCUCGGAAAAUUUGAGACGGAUGAAACUUUGGGGCCAAAUUGCGAAGGGGAGCUAUGCUUUAAGGGCGAUUUAAUAAUGAAAGGUUAUUGUAACGAUGAAAAAUCCACAAGAGCGACGAUUGAUAAGAACGGUUGGUUGCACACGGGAGAUGUAGGAUACUAUGAUGAGGAAGAACAUUUUUAUAUUGUCGAUCGGAUAAAAGAGCUUAUCAAAUAUAAAGGCUACCAGGUACCACCAGCUGAGCUCGAAGCAAUUUUAUUGUCUCAUCCAGGCGUAAAAGAUGCGGCCGUAAUUGGAAUUACAAAUGAAGAAGCUGGAGAGUUACCAAUGGCCUUCGUUGUGAAGCAGGAUAAUUCAAAUAUAUGCGAGAAGGAUAUAAUCCAAUAUGUUAAUGAACGUGUAUCAAACCAAAAACAACUCAGGGGCGGAGUAAGAUUUAUCGAUAGCAUUCCAAAAACUCUAUCUGGUAAAAUACUACGUCGAGUAUUGCGUGAAACAUUAAAAUCAAAGCUAUAAGCUUGCUAUAGUAACGUUAAUGUAAGUUUUACAAUAUAAAUUAUUUUUAUGGAAAUUUUCAAAAUAGAACAGUAUUUAUUUUUAUAAUAAUUAAAUACAACAGGUAAAAAUUUAAUUGUAUGUAUUGAAAAUACAUUGGGUUGUGUAACAAGGCA
Molecule: messenger RNA, 2043 nt
Organism: Linepithema humile (Argentine ant)
Lineage: Eukaryota; Metazoa; Arthropoda; Insecta; Hymenoptera; Formicidae
Product: luciferin 4-monooxygenase
Biological process (GO): long-chain fatty acid metabolic process; fatty-acyl-CoA biosynthetic process
Molecular function (GO): long-chain fatty acid-CoA ligase activity
Source: RefSeq, a predicted model, not a curated record